Monodelphis domestica (gray short-tailed opossum) is the source of this 7568-nucleotide messenger RNA. The record is from RefSeq and is a predicted model, not a curated record. NCBI's taxonomy places the organism in Eukaryota, Metazoa, Chordata, Mammalia, Didelphimorphia, Didelphidae.
AUUUAAGGGGAGGUCUUGAGGAAUGGGGUCAAUUCUUGGUCUGGAUACUCCUAUUUCCUUUCCAUCAUGAACUCCUUAAAUUGUUAACUCUAGCUCCCUCUCACCUUUGAGAGCCAAUGAAAACAUUGCUGGGACUCUUCACCUCUGUGCUCUUGUCACCUCUGUAAGCCACGUUGGGUUUGAAGCUUUUAGUCAGUGGCUGGUUUUAAAAAUGCUCUGGAAAUGGCGUGGAACUUGGAUAUUUCAGGGUGUCUUGGAGGGGAGUUGCUAGGUAUACAGAUGCCACUGUCCCUGAAGACUGCUUCUGUUCACAAGGGGGCUUCCGUGUCCAGGACUCCAGGGCCGUGUGCCAGGCCUCUGUCUUUCCUCCAGGGUCUUCCCAGUGAGGCUCUUGUCAGCCUUGAAUCUAGCACAUCUGCCUUCAGUGCCUGCUUUUGAGACAGGGCAGUCCUAGUGGCCCGCCUCCGUUCUGGAUCCUGGCCACCUCUCUCUGGCCUAGUCUUCACUCCAGGGUCUUCCCAGCACCCUGCCUCAGCUCUGGAUUUGGACCACCCACUGGUGUCCAGAGAGGCUUCAGAAAAGGUGACCAAAUCUAAUGGCUUUUUGUCCAGUCCUCAUCUUGACCUCUUCAUAGUCUUGGGCCCUGCCAGUCCCCCUGUUCUCUUGGAUCCUUCUCCUCAGUAUCGGUUACUGAAUCUUCGUUCAGGUCAUGUCGACCAACCAAAAGUGUCCUGGGCCCUCUUCUUCCUCCUAACGGGCUUUGUCAAAGACACCUUCUGCUACUCCGAGGGGGCGAGGUUACAAUGUAAUUGGGUGGGGUAGCUAGUAGCACAGUGCCUGGCCCGAAGUCUGGAGGACCUGGGUUCAAAUCAGCUACUUCCUAGCUGUGUGACUGGUCAAAUCACUGAACCCCGAUUGCCUAACUCUUGCCUCUCUUCUAUCUAGAACUGAUACUAAGACGGAAAGUAAAGAGUUUAAGAAAAAAUAUAAUUGGGAGAUAUAUCCCUCCUAUGUGCCAGGCACUGGGCUAAGCACUGGGGAGAUAGCCUCUGCCCUCAGGAAACUUACAUUCUAAUGGGGAAAGGCAGCUGAAAUGGGGGGAUGGUGUCAGGAAUGGGUCCUGGGCCCUUCCUUCACCUGGAAGUUCUGGGAGGGAUUGACCAAUCAGAGGAAGGAGCUCCAGGGACAGGAAGGAUCUUCCAAGGUGAGGAGGCUGUUUGGUGAAUGAUUGGGAGGUUGGAGAGUUAGAGCCCCCUAGUUCAAAUCCUGUCUCUGUGUGACUGCAAAUCACAUCAGUUGGGCUUAAAGAGAUGGGUUAAAUGACUGCGUGUAUGUGGGCCAGCAACUUGCUUAACUGCUCAGUGCCUCAGUUUCCUCAUCUCUAAAAUGAAGGAGUUUGACUUGAUGGUCUCUAAGGACCCUUCCAGCUCUAGUUCUAUGUAGGCCUCUAUCCCUGGGCCAGCUCACAUCAUCUGCUUUGUCUGAGACUGGCAUUGAAUUUGUCCUUGCUUAUGGUUCUUCCACUUCCAUCUGCCAUAUGACUGCUAAUUGGCUAACCAUACAGCCGGUCCUCUGAUGCUUACCUUCGAUCUUCUCUCAUUCUAUGCUCUUGGACACCACGGCGAUAGAUCCCUCCCAAGGACAUUGUUGUUUGAUGGUGAGCUCUGGGAGAUGUUUUGUUUCCAUGGUGCUUAGUACACAGUAGAUGCCUCAUCAGAGUUUGGUGACAGAUGGGGGUAGCACUUCACUUGGGGAGCAUGGAUUGCAUUCUAGCGUCUAGUUGAUGGGAAGUGAGGAAGUGGGUAUAGGUUGGGAUAGAAUGCCUCUGGGAGAGGACAGGAAUGCAUAAGAAAUUGGAAGUCCAGGUUUCACAGUUAUAACAACAUCAUAAUUUCUUUUUCCAGUUUUAGAAAGUAUUAUAAUGUAGGCAUAUUCCCAAAGGGUGCCCCCAAAGUGACCAAAGCUAAAAAAGGUACCAAGACUGGUAAUAACCUGUUAAUCCAGACUAUGCAGCAUCUCAUGAUCUAUUGGUCCAGAAUCUCUAGGACUUUGUAGCGAUUUUCUUCCUGCCUGUUAGACUGAGCCUUUGGUUUUUGCAAAUUGAACUUUGUUUUCUUCCAUUACAAAUCAAUUCUCUCUCCCUUUCAAUUCCUUCUUCCCUUUCUCCCUUCCCAUGUGAAAAAAAGAAAAAAAACGAUUGCGACAAACAUACAUCAUCGAACAAAACUAGUUCCCCCAUUGGCCAUGUCCUCCAAAACAUGGCUGCAUUCAAUGAAGAAGACAUGCCGGGUGGCCGACUGCUUCUUGGCUGAGCUGUCCAAUCCCUCAUCGGACUACGUCAAGUACUUUCAUCUGAAGAAGGAAGAGCUGACUGCCAAGCUGUAUCAGUUGUAUAAUUCCUCCAUCUUUAGGGAACAGUUACCUGAGAAAAUCAGCAUAACCUGGAACAAGAAGCUUCGUACAACUGCAGGAUACUGUCAUGUUUCAGGCAAGGAAAGUGGUCCACAGUCAUCACGCUCCAUCAGAAUUGAGCUUUCUGAGAAAGUCUGUGACUCUGCAGUUUGUUGCUCAGCCAAACUGCCAGCAGCUGCUGGCCACACUGUGGUAUGAUGGCUUUCCAGGCUGGCGGCGGAGACAUUGGGGAGUCAAAAUGUUGACCUGCAUCACCAUUGGCCUCCUGUUCCCCAUGCUGUCUAUAGCCUACUUGGUUGCCCCCAGGAGCAACCUGGGGCUCUUCAUCAAGAAACCCUUCAUCAAGUUUAUCUGCCACACGGCCUCCUACCUGACGUUCCUCUUCAUGCUUCUCCUGGCAUCCCAGCACAUAGUCAGGACAGACCUGCACGUGCAGGGGCCACCGCCCACUGUGGUAGAGUGGAUGAUACUGCCUUGGGUUCUAGGUUUCAUUUGGGGAGAAAUUAAGGAGAUGUGGGACGGCGGCUUCAACGAGUACAUCCACGACUGGUGGAACCUGAUGGAUUUUGCCAUGAACUCGCUCUAUCUGGCGACAAUCUCACUGAAAAUCGUUGCCUAUGUCAAGUACAAUGGUUCUCGUCCCAGGGAAGAAUGGGAAAUGUGGCACCCGACCCUGAUUGCGGAAGCUCUCUUUGCAAUCUCCAACAUUUUAAGUUCCUUGCGGCUCAUAUCCCUGUUCACAGCCAACUCCCACCUGGGACCUUUGCAGAUCUCCUUGGGGCGCAUGUUGCUUGACAUCCUCAAAUUCCUCUUUAUCUAUUGCCUGGUCCUACUGGCUUUUGCCAAUGGAUUGAACCAGCUUUACUUUUAUUAUGAGACCAGAGCCUCCGACGAACCCGACAACUGCAAGGGGAUCCGCUGUGAGAAGCAAAACAACGCCUUCUCCACGUAAGAGCUCCAGGCCCCCAGCCCUGCCCUUUCCCUUUCUCGUCCUCUUUCCUCAGCCUUUUCCUCUCAAGAUGAUUCCUGGCCAGCCAUAAUUCUAGCUAUCAGAAACUCCAGAAAGGGGACAGGACAAGAGGGGGUGUGGCUAAGGAACAGACAACCUAUUGGAUAGAGUGAGACAAAGCCCCAAAACAGAAUUUUCCAGACAAUAACAAGGAAAUGAUCUCUCUCCUCCUCCCUCCAUCCCUCUCCCUCUUCUCUCAUCCUCUUUCUCUCUUCUUUGUCUCUCUUUUCUCCCUGUCUCUCUCUUUUGCUUUCUGUCUCUUUGUCUGCUUUUCUUUCUCCCUCUCUCUUCCCUCUCCCCUCCCCCUUUCUCUUCCCCCUUUCCCCCCCUCCAUCUGUCUGUCUGUCUUUCUGUCUAUUUGUCUCUCUUAAACUCUGCUGGAGAGCUGGAUAUAGACAGUGUUGGUUGCUUUCCUUUGUCUUUGAAGGGAAUGAAUGGACUGCUGAGGUCUGGAUUAUUUCUCUGGCUCAGAAAGGCGGCCCACUGAGUGAAACUGCAGCCAAGGCCAGCCUGUUUCUUUGAGCAGGUUUCUAGCAGAGCCAACUUCUCCAUUCAGAGUUUAAUUGUAGAUGAAAUGGAGCCAUCCAAGCCCCAUGCCUUUAACCCAUAAACAAGGGAGGUUAUGACCCAGUGCUGGCUAUACCCAGAGCUCCUAGAAGGGGAAAUCAGCUAGUCUCCUUUAGGGGUUAGCUGUGGAAGUCAGGGGAGUAAUGGUAGCCAAGAGUGCGCCCUCCCUGAGCCACCCAACCCUCAUAGGGCAAGGGAGAAGCAGAGCCCCUGCCACCCAAGCUCACUACUAUACCUGACCCAUUAGGCCUGGAAACACUCCAAGGAACACUCGGCCCCUCUGCUGUUCCCAGGACCUGGUGUCCAAAGCAUCCAAAGGCCCUUCUGCUGGCCAGCCUCUGUUCCCAGGAAGCUCUGCCUUCUCGGGCCCCUCCAGCUGCCCCUUUGUCUCUGGGUACUUCUUUCAGAUUCAUGCUAUUUCGGGCAAAUAACAAGGAAAGAAUACCAAGUUGAGUGAGCAAUAGAGAAAAAAAGCUAAGUCCAAGCAGGACCCCAGCUUCUACACAGGCACUUAAACAACUUAGUCCCAUACCCUCUGUUUCUGUAUACUUCUAACUACUAUGAUAAUGUUAACAAUUGUUAAAAGUUAUAGAUAUCAUCUUUCCAUAUAGAUAUAUCAACAAUUUGACUUUGUUGAAGCCCUUAAAUUUUUUCUUUUUCUUAUUUACCUUUUUAUGGUUCUCUUGAAUUUUGUAUUUGGAUAUCAGAUUGUUUAAGUCUGGUAUUUUCUUCAGGAAUAUUUGGAAAUAUUCUUUUUUUUAUUAAAUAACCAUACUUUCCCCUGAAAGAAUAUAGUCAGUUUUGCUGGGUAGGUGAUUCUUGGUUGUAGCUCCAGUUCCCUUGCCUUCUGAAAUAUCACAUUCCAAGCCUUCUGGUCCUUCAAUGUGGAAGCUGCUAGAUCCUGUAUAAUCUUGACUGGGGCUCCCUUAUAUCUGAAUAGUUUCUUUCUGGUUGCUUAUAGUAUUUUCUCUUUGACCUGGAAGCUCUUGAACUUGGCUAUAACAUUCCUGGGAGAUUCUUUCAAUCUCAAUUUACCCUCUUGUUCAAGAAUAUCAGGGUACUUUUCUUAGAUAAUUUCUUGUAAUAUGAUAUCUAGGCCUUCUUUGGUUAUAACUUUCAGGUAGUCCAAUAAUUCUUAAAUUGUCUCUCCUGGAUCUAUUUUCCAGGUCAGAUUUUUUUCAAUGAGAUAUUUCAUAUUUUCUUCUAUUUUUUACUCUUUUGAUUUUGUUUUAUCAUUUCUUAAUAUCUUAUGAAGUCAUUAGCUUCUAAUUGCCCAAUUCUAAUUUUUAAAGACUGAUUUUCUUCCAUGAUCUUUUGAUUUUCCUUCUCCAUUUGGUCAAUUCUUCUUUUCAAGUCACCCUUUUCUUCAUUUGAUUUUUUGUUUCUUUUUCUAGUAUGUCAUUCUUGGUUACUAAAACACAUUUUUCUUCCUUACCUUCUUGUGUUUCUUUUUCUUGUUGUUCAAUUUUACUUUUUUAGCUGUUGUUUUCUUCAACUUGUCUAAUUUGGUUUUUUAAUUCCUUUUUUAGUUCUUCCAGAGUGUGAUCCCAAUUUCCAGGGUUUUUUUUGAGGUUUUGCUUAGAUUUCCUUGGAUCCCAUCAUCUUCUGCCGGUUCUGUUGUUUGUUCUUUAUCCCUGUAGAAGCUUUUGAUAGUUACGUUCUUUCUCUGUUGUUUAUUCUUAUUUUUUAAAAAUUUGUUUUCUUUGGGCUAUUGUUGUUGUUUUUUUGUUUUUUUGUUUGUUUUUUUGCCUGUUUACUGUAAGCUUAUUGAGUCUUUCUUCUCUGUUGUUUUGCUGGAUUAGGCAGGUUGUGUAUUCUGCCUUGAGGUAAGCCUUUGAAAGUUUCCAUCCUCUGAGGUGCUGUUUUGUUGGUGUAGCUCCAACCUGGGAUCCUGGCAUUGCCUAAGCCCUGGUUCUGAGUCUGGCCUGAUAGGUGGGGGGUUGGUUGGCCUGCAUUUUUCCAUGUGCAGUUUUGCUUUUGGAUCUCCCUUUUAAUGUGGAAAUCCCCUCUCUCUGCCUACUUUUCACAUUGUGUUCAAUGGGAGAUCCCCUUCAUUUGUCUUGUUUUGACUCCUUUCCUUUGGGGGUGAUUUUAAAAAUAUCAAUUUGGAAGGAUAUUCAGAGCACUUUCAGGUUUUUGCUGCUACUCUGCUGCCAUCUUGGCUCUGCCCCCAAGAACUGGUCAAAUUUAUGUCAUCCCUCAAUGGAUGAAUGGUCAAAGGAUAUAAAGGAAAUCAAACCUAGACAAAUGCAAAUUCAAACAACUCUGAGAUAGUAUCUCACACCUGCAAAAGGGAAUUCUUUAUUCUCUUUUUCUAUGUUGAGUUAACACUUAGUGAAUCUCUCUUUUAGUACCUCUACUUAGUACCUAGCUAACCACUAAAUAAACAGAGCUCCACCUUGUUAACACAAUCAGUCAGAAAUGUGUGAAUUCCAUGAUAAAAAAGUUUAUACCUUCAGAGGCCUCUAAUAAGAAUUAAAACCUUCAGAGGUGAGAAGUGGAUCCCACAAGACACUUCCCCCACCCCCAGGCAGUGCUAGACAAUUAGGAAGCUGUGAUUGGCCCCUGUGAAGAGGGGAAGGGACAAGAAGAAACUAUAGAAAGGCCCUGAAUUUCUGGGGCUGGAAAGUUGGCUUCAAGAAGUGAGGCACAGGGGCAGCUGGAUAGCUCAGUGGAUUGAGAACCAGGCCUAGAGAUGGGAGGUCCUAGGUUCAAAUCUGGCCUCAGACACUUCCUAGCUGUGUGACCCUGGGCAAGUCACUUGACCCCCAUUGCCUAGCCCUUACCACUCUUCUGCCUUGAAGUCAAAGUAUUGACUCCAAGACAGAAGGUAUGGGUUAUAAAAAAAAAAAAAAGAAGUGAGGCAACUUGAGGAAGAGUCAGCUUCAGGAGUCAUCUUCAGCUUGAGUCAUUUUGACCUGCCUCUUGGAGGAAACUUGGGUGAGUGAAUAGUUGGCUUUCCUCUCCUGACUUCCGGAGAGAGUUUAACAUCAGUUGAGAGGGUUAACAAGUUGUACCUGGCUGAAUUGAGCAACAGAGCAAUAUUUAGUGUGACAGGCUAGACAUCUUCUCUAUUCCUUUUUGUAUUUCUCUACUUUCACUCUUUACACCUCUUUUGUAAAUAAAAGCUAUUAAAAGUCAUUUUGACUUUGAGCUAUAAUAUUUUAAGUCAGCAACUACCAUCUUAUUUAUAAUGUUCAUAUAUUUUAGUCAAAACAUUAAAACUUAAUUCCUACACACCUCUCUAAUUGGCAAAAUGAUAGAAAGGGAAAAUGACUGGCGGGUGGGGAUGUGGAAAAAUGUGGCCAUGAAUAUUAUGUUGGUGGAAUUGUGAACUAAUCCAACUAUUUUGGAGAGCAAUUUGGAAUUGCUCAACCCAAAAGGUUAUGAAACUGUGUAUACCCUUGGACCUAGUAAUACCACUUCUGAAGUUAUAUGAUCCAAAUUGUCUCCUUCCCUCCCCACUCCUGGAGCUAGCAAGCAAUUCAAUCUAUUUCUAUAUUGUUCAUUUCGUGAGUGAAUAAUCAUGUAAAACCAAAACUCCCCAAUAAAACCCCAAAUAAAUGAAAGUGAAAAAUCA